AUGCCGUGCGACUGCUGGCCGGGAUCUCGCUUUUCUGCCUCCUCUCCCGUUGCUCAGCACUGCGGCGCCAUCCAAGCACGGCCACCACCAGGCUCGUUCUUCCUGCAUCUGCUUAUCGCGCUGCGGGACACCCCCAUCACCGCCACACGCACACCCCUAACCCGCCCCUCAGCCCCGGCCCAUGUCCGAGCCCGGCCGCCGCCCGGCAUGGCCCGGCCGCCGCUGCCCGCCGCCGCCCUGCUCGCCGCCGCCCUGCUGCACUGCGCGCCCGCCGCGCCCGCCCGCCGCCCUCACAAGCCGGACGUGGCUCGAAAACAUCACACCUGGAAGGAGCAGAGUCCCUGGCUGCUGUCCCUGGUGAACGCUGUGGGGACCGGCAUGCCCACCAAGGGUUUCCCCAUGGGCGUGGAUGAGCAGGGGGCUCGCUGGAACCCGCCCCGGUGCGGCGUGCCCGACCUGCCGGCACUGCCGGACGGCCAGAACGGGCGCAACCGGCAGAAGCGGUUCGUCCUCUCCGGGGGACGCUGGGAUAAGACCGACCUCACCUACAAAAUUAUCAGGUUCCCGUGGCAACUUGUAAAAGCCAAGGUGAGAAGGACCAUCGAGGAAGCUCUGAAAGUCUGGAGCGACGUGACGCCGCUGACCUUCACCGAGGUGCAGGAGGGCCGGGCUGACAUCGUCAUCGAUUUCACAAGGUACUGGCACGGAGACAACUUGCCCUUCGACGGGCCCGGCGGGAUCCUGGCACACGCGUUCUUCCCCAAGACGCACCGGGAGGGGGACGUCCACUUUGACUACGACGAGACCUGGACGAUUGGGAACAACCUGGGCACUGACCUUCUCCAGGUGGCUGCUCACGAGUUCGGCCACGUCCUGGGCUUGCAGCACACGGCUGUCUCCAAGUCUCUGAUGUCUCCCUUCUACAUCUUCCGCUAUCCGCUGAGCCUGAGCGAGGAUGACAAGCAAGGUAUCCAGUACCUCUACGGGAAACCCAAGCUGGAUCCCGAGCCAACCCCGACGCAGCCAGCAGAGCUGCCCCAGCCAGACCUUGAAACAAACGAGAUCACCAAUGUGGAGUCUGUGCAGCCCGACGCCUGCGACACGGCUUUCGACGCCGCGGCCACCAUCCGGGGCGAGCUGUUCUUCUUCACGUCCCGCUACGUGUGGCGGCUCCGAGCUGGAAAGCUGCAGGCCGGCUACCCAGCUCUGGCCUCUCGUCACUGGCAGGGGAUCCCAAGCUCUGUGGAUGCCACCUUCGAGGACCCGCUGGGCAAUAUCUGGUUUUUCCAAGAUUCUCAGUACUGGAUUUAUGACGGCGAGAGACGGGUCUCUGGUCCCACCCCGAUCGUGGAGCUGGGCCUCCCUGCUUCCCCCGUGCAGGCAGCUCUGGUGUGGGGGGCUGAGAAGAACAAGAUCUACAUCUUCAGUGGAGGCAACUACUGGCGCUUCAACCCGCACACCCGCCAGGUGGACAACAUCUACCCGCGGACCAUGGCCGACUGGCGCGGGGUCCCUCAGGAGAUCGAUGCUGCUUUUCAGGAUGAGUUUGGUUUUGCCUAUUUCCUGAGAGGCCGAGACUACUGGAAGUUCGAUCCCAUCCAGGUGAAGGUGCUGGAGGGUUACCCGCGCCACAUCAGCCAGGACUUCUUCAGCUGCACACCCUCCUCCAACUCCUUCAGAUGAGGGGGGUGCUUGUGUCCCCCCAUUUCCCUUCCAUCACCCUGACCUCCAGCAGCCACACAGAGGGCUCCCUCUGCCAUUCCUGGCUUCCUUGCAGGCCCAGUGUCUGACACAGCAGGUGUCUGUCACAGCAAGUGGCAAAGUUUGCUCCUCUCCUCUUCCAGCAGCCCCAGCUUCAGUUGCUAUCAAUACAAAAGCGUCCACUGUGUUCUUCACAGACGAGAGCCCUAAACCCUUAAUGUGGCCAGGCUCUUCCAGCAAUAGCAUCCCAAAAGCCAUCAAGCCAGCCUGGAAAGGGAUCCCACUCUCCUACUUAACCCGGACCCCAUCACGCAGAACUGACUUGAUGGCAUUUCCUAUGUUUACGUAGCUCACGAGGGCAGCCCUUGGGCUGCUCCAGCUGUUGGCCUUGGAGGACGCCUUCUGCUGAGGCAGCGUCCCCAGCCCGAGCCAGGGAGCUCUGAGGACACCGAGUACCCGUGGAGGAGCUCGGACACUUCUCCGGG
Messenger RNA from Oxyura jamaicensis (ruddy duck), 2186 nucleotides. It is a transcript of the gene MMP11, whose product is annotated as matrix metallopeptidase 11. The record is from RefSeq and is a predicted model, not a curated record. Bases 1 to 1683 code for a protein of 560 amino acids. Gene Ontology annotation, cellular component: extracellular matrix. Gene Ontology annotation, biological process: extracellular matrix organization; proteolysis; collagen catabolic process. The transcript has 9 exons. Gene Ontology annotation, molecular function: metalloendopeptidase activity; zinc ion binding. Lineage: Eukaryota; Metazoa; Chordata; Aves; Anseriformes; Anatidae.